Messenger RNA from Oryctolagus cuniculus (rabbit), 5364 nucleotides. NCBI's taxonomy places the organism in Eukaryota, Metazoa, Chordata, Mammalia, Lagomorpha, Leporidae. The record is from RefSeq and is a predicted model, not a curated record.
GAUGCGGCUGCGCAGGCGAUCGCGGCGGGCAGCCUGAAGAAGGCCCCCUGUGCUCGUGGAGCGGAAGGUCUGGGCUCUGGCCUCAGAGACAGCCGCGAUGAAACCUAGACCUGCGGGUUUCGUGGAUAAUAAGCUCAAGCACCGCGUUAUCCAGUACCUCACCAGUAACAGAUGUGGCAAAUAUGUGGACACUGAAGUCUUAGCAUCUGAUCUGCAAAGAAUGUACAGUAUAGACUACGGGCGAAGAAAAAAAAAUGCUUUUAGGAUUCAGGUGGAAAAAGCCUUUAACAUAAUUGGCAAUGAGAAGGAAUUUAAGAAUCUGACAGAAUUAGAAGAUGAACAUAGAGCAAAAAGAGCAAGACGGGAUGAAGAGGAUAAGGAGUAUACUGAAAGCUAUUCAGAUGAUGAUUCAGAUAUGGAAGAUUACACAGAUUUACAGUCAGCAAAUCACAUGAACAGUUCCCUGCUCUCUUUGUAUCGGAAAGGAAAUCCUGAUUCUGUUUCAAAUGUUCUCGAGACGGAGCAAAGAGAAACCACUGCUUCAGCACCACGGAUAACUUCCAAAACAGGCUCCAUUCCUUUGAAGACCCCUGCCAGAGAGUCUGAGGGAGGAUUGUUUAUUGAAAAAACCCACGGUGGAAAGAAAGACCAUUUUUUCUUGGACCUUUCAAAUAAGAAAAGUAAUCAUAAGAAGCCAUUAUCUGAGAUACAGGAUUCAAAAGACUCUUCUCUUCUGGAGAGAGAUAAAAAAAGGAAAGGCAGGCUAAAGAGCAAAGGAAGCAAAAAGAAGAAAAAAUAUCUUCAGGAAGUAGACAGAAAAAUAGAAGCUGUCCUCCAAAAGAAAGCCAAAUCUAGGAAGCUGGAAUUGCAGAACUCUACUGUGAAGUUUGAAGAUGUUGGAGGCAAUGAUGCAACAUUAAAAGAAGUCUGCAAGAUGCUCAUACACAUGCGGCACCCGGAGGUGUACCACCACCUGGGCGUCGUGCCCCCGCGUGGAGUGCUCCUUCAUGGGCCGCCUGGCUGUGGGAAGACACUGCUGGCACAUGCAAUUGCAGGGGAACUUAACUUGCCUAUUCUGAAAGUGGCGGCCCCAGAGGUUGUGUCUGGCGUGUCUGGAGAGUCCGAGCAGAAGCUAAGGGAGCUGUUCACACAAGCCGUGUCAAAUGCACCUUGUAUUGUUUUCAUUGAUGAAAUUGAUGCUAUUACGCCCAAAAGAGAAGUUGCUUCAAAAGAUAUGGAACGAAGAAUUGUAGCCCAGCUUCUAACCUGCAUGGAUGAUCUGAAUAACAUGCCUGCAACAGCUCAGGUCCUAGUAAUCGGAGCUACUAAUCGGCCAGACUCGUUAGACCCUGCUUUGAGACGGGCAGGAAGAUUUGACCGAGAAAUAUGCCUGGGAAUCCCAGAUGAAGCAUCCAGAGAAAGGAUACUUCAGACUUUGUGUAGAAAACUGAGACUUCCUGAAACCUUUAACUUUUGUCACUUAGCACACCUAACGCCUGGCUUUGUGGGUGCUGAUCUGAUGGCGCUCUGCCGGGAAGCUGCCAUGUGUGCCGUCAAUAGGGGCCUAAUGAAGCUUCAGCAACAGCAGCAGAAACAUCUGAAAACUGAAGUUGGCCAGGAGGAGCCACUGGGAACUGAGCCCACUUCUGUCACACAGGAUGAAUUACAGAGGCUGUUGGAAUUGCUAAGAGACCACACUCCCCUCUCAGACGAGCAGAUGCAAGGACUGUGCAUUGAAUUGAAUGAUUUCACUGUUGCUCUGUCAUCAGUCCAGCCAUCUGCCAAAAGAGAAGGCUUUGUCACUGUCCCUAGUGUGACGUGGGCAGAUGUUGGUGCCCUGGAAGACAUAAGAGAAGAGCUCACCAUGGCAAUAUUGGCACCAGUUCGGAACCCAGACCAGUUCAAAGCUCUUGGGUUAAUGACCCCAGCUGGAGUCCUCCUUGCUGGUCCUCCUGGCUGUGGGAAAACUCUGCUGGCGAAGGCUGUGGCAAAUGAGUCUGGACUAAACUUUAUAUCUGUCAAGGGCCCUGAAUUACUAAAUAUGUAUGUUGGCGAGAGUGAACGUGCUGUGCGGCAGGUUUUUCAGCGAGCCAAGAACUCGUCUCCCUGUGUGAUAUUCUUUGAUGAAGUGGAUGCUUUGUGUCCCCGGAGAUCCGACCGAGAGACAGGAGCUAGUGUGCGGGUGGUGAAUCAGCUGCUUACAGAGAUGGAUGGUCUGGAGUCGCGCCAGCAGGUUUUUAUCAUGGCAGCCACUAACCGGCCAGAUAUCAUUGACCCUGCCAUUCUACGUCCAGGCCGGCUGGACAAAACACUCUUUGUGGGUUUACCACCCCCAGCAGAUCGCCUUGCCAUCUUAAAAACUAUCACAAAAAUCCUUUUUAUUGAAAUACAGUACACAUACAGAAAGUGGACUUACUGUGAAAUGCCUGGCUUACAUGCCUGGACUUACCAUGAAGCAAAUGGCUGCAAGCAAAGCCGCCAGCUCAGGAAAGAUGGCAACCCUAGUCACUCGUGGAGCAAGAGUGGUAGUAUCUAGGGGCCUCUGGGAGCAAGGAAAUGGGGAGUUUGGGUUUCAUGUGUGCGGAUUGUGAAUGGGGAAAGUAGACAUGACAGUGGUCAUGGUUGUGCAGCAGUGUUGAUGGCGAUGCCUCUGAACUGUGUGUACUUUAAAUGAUGAAUUUUGGGGCCGGUGCUGUGGCUCACUUGGCUAAUCCUCCGCCUGUGGCGCCGGCAUCCCAUAUGGAGGCCAGGUUCUAGUCCCGGUUGCUCCUCUUCCAGUCCAGCUCUCUGCUGUGGCCCAGAAGGGCAGUGGAGGAUGGCCCAAGUGCUUGGGCACCUGCACCCACAUGGGAGACUAGGAGAAAUCACCUGGCUCCUGGCUUCGAAUUGGUGUAGUUCCAACCAUAGCAGCCAUUUAGGGGGUGAACCAACGGAAGGAAGACCUUUCUCUCUGUCUCUCUCUCUCACUGCUAACUCUAUCUGUCAAAAUAAAAUAAAUGAUGAAUUUUAAAACACACGGAAGCUGCCCCCUUGCUUCCUUCCAGUUACUACCUACACCUGCUUGCCUCAGGGUCAACUGCUGUCCUGACAAAGUUGAAAAUCAUUUACAGUGAAAGAUGCUGAGUAAUCAUGCAGUCUGACCCUCUAGUUUCACAGCUGGCAGAAAAAGGUACAAAGAUUAUUUCCCUAAGGUCACAGACUUUAUUUCCCAGGUCAAAGUGGAUUGAAUGGGAAAUGUAAUUUCCUUUAAUCUGUGUUACAUGAACAUUUACAUUUUAAUCCAAUAAUACAGGCUGGCAAAUGUGAAAAUUUCUGCAGUACUUGAGAGUGCCUUUGCUGGGAGAUGCUAAUAUGUGAGUGUAGACAGAGCAGCAGGUAGCUGCACAAGGUUAUCAGCUCCAAACCACAGAACCCUGUUCUUGGGUCUCCAUGCAGUGAUAGUUAUAAGAUAAUCUCUGUAUUAAAAUUUUUAUUAAUGUUAUUUGAAAGACAGAGAAUUCCCAUCUGCUGGCUCACUCCCCAAACGCCCAUUGGCUGGACCAUAGCCAGGAACCAUGGGGUGGUUUGAGCCAUAGUCUUCUGCCCCCUGGGAUCUGCAUUACCCGGAAGCAAGAGUUACAAGCUGGAGCUCAGAAUCACACUAAGAUGAUCUUUAUGGCAUAUGUUUAUUCACGCGUGUAUGUGUUUCUUAAAAUAAUUCUUUCAGAGCCAGCAUUGUGGUUCAGCAGGUUAAGCCUCCACCUGCAACACCAACAUCCCAUAUGGGUGCUGGUUCAAGACCUAGGUGCUCCACUUCCAAUCUAGCUCCCUGCUAGUGCACCUGGGAAAGCAGUCGAAGAUAGCCCAAGCCUUUGUACCCCUACACCCAUGUGGGAGACCCAGAAGAAGCUCUGGGCUCCUGGCUUGGUCUUAACCAGCCCUUCUAUUUCAGCUGUUUGGGGGCUGAACCAGUGGAUGGAAGAUAUCUCUCUCUGUGUCUGUCUCUCCUCCUCUCUCUAUAACUCUGCCUUUCAAAUAAAUAAAAAAUAAAUCUUUUAUAAUGUAAUAUAUACACAAAGAAAAGAAUAUAUACAAUGUAUAUGUAAAUUAUGAAUCAGAAUAAUAUAGCAGAUACUCACCCCUACCAUCUAACUGUCAUACUUUUAAAAUCAUUAUGAACUGGUUUUUUUUCACUCCUGUGGUUUAUCCCUAGAAAUAUGUACUGAAUGCUUACAGUGUACUGUGCUAAGUGUUGUAAUUGUAAUUUCUGGUAUCUCUUGCUGUGAGCUGCAGGGGGUUUGGUACCAAUGUCAGGGUUGAAUUUUAGAUAAAGGAUUUAGAAAGAACAUAUGGAGUGUAAAGGACUUCAGAUUUUGGACAGGUUACUGCUCGUGCUCAACUGGCGUCCAACUUUACAUUAAAACCAAGCCCUGCAAGGGCCAGUACAAUCAGUUAAGCCUCCACCUGCAGUGCCAGCAUCCCAUGUGAUCACUAGUUCAAGUCUCUGCUGCUCCAUUUCUGAUCCAGCUCCUGCUAAUGCACCUGGGAAAAAGUGAAAAAUGAUCCAAGACCCUGGGCCCCUUCCACGCACGUGGGAGACCCAGAAGAAGCUACUGGCUCCUGGCUUUGGCUUUGGCCUGGCCCAGCCCUAGUCAUUGGCCAUUUCAGGAGUGAGCCAGCAGAUGAAAGUUCUCUCUCUUUAUCUGUCUCUUUUUUGUCUCUCUGUAACUCUGCCUUUCAAAUACAUAAAUAAAUCUUCAAAAAAAGAAAAAAUAAAAAUUAAGCUCUGCAUACACAUAUGCUACAUUUAAUCUGGAACAGGAAAAAAAACGUGUUUCUUGCCCUUUGGAACACUGAGUUGGUAGAUUUUGUUCUUGGUGGUGGUGGUUUAUUUUUUCUGCAGCUGCACACAAACCCUUAAAAUUACACAGGCUUAAAUUGUUUGCCUUUAGCUUUCCCAAGUUUGGAAUCAACUUUUUUUCCUUCUUUUUUUUUUUUUUUUAAUUAAUUAAUUUAAUUUGAAAGGCAGAGUUAAAGAGAGAGAGCUCUUCCAUCUGCUGGUUCACUCCACAAAUGGCUGCCGGGAGCUUCUUCCAGGUCUCCCACAUGGGUACAUGGGCCAAAGCACUUGGGCUAUCUUCUGCUGCUUUCCCAGGUGCAUUAGCAGGGAGCUGGAUCAAAAGUGGAGCCAGGAUGUGAACUAGUUGGCAGCUUUACCCACUGUGCCACAGCACUGGCCCCUGAAAUUAGCUUGUUGAUCUCAUUUUUUCAACAAAAUCUGUGGGAUUCUUACAAUCCUCUUAUGGGAGUAAAUCACAUCAUUGCGUGAAGCAGCCAUUAUUCUUUAUUAAGAAAGUGUUAUAUAGAUGAGUAUGAGUCCUAAAA